Messenger RNA from Microtus ochrogaster (prairie vole), 1667 nucleotides. It is a transcript of the gene Gla, whose product is annotated as galactosidase alpha. The record is from RefSeq and is a predicted model, not a curated record. The transcript has 8 exons. Gene Ontology annotation, biological process: oligosaccharide metabolic process; glycoside catabolic process. Gene Ontology annotation, molecular function: alpha-galactosidase activity. Gene Ontology annotation, cellular component: cytoplasm. NCBI's taxonomy places the organism in Eukaryota, Metazoa, Chordata, Mammalia, Rodentia, Cricetidae. The coding region runs from base 506 to 1561 and encodes 351 amino acids.
AUCUUAUUGGUUAAUGUAUGUCUUACGUGAUUGUUCAUUGGUCUACCGCUGGCGCUAACUGUCCAGUUGCCUGAGAAACGAUGAUGUCAUUAUUAAAUAGUUCAUCCAUGAUUGGUCCGCCCCAAGGGUAAACUUAAAACUGAUAGCUGCAGGAAACUGAACUAAGGAAUUCCUGUGACCAUGAAGCUUUUUAGAGGAGAUUCGCGACUGGUCUGUGAGCUUGCGCUUCGACCCCUGGCUUUAGUUUUUUUGGGCGUUCUUGAGGUCAAAGCACUGGACAAUGGCUUGGCACGUACUCCUACAAUGGGCUGGCUGCACUGGGAACGGUUCAUGUGCAACGUCGACUGCCAAGAAGAGCCUGAUUCCUGCAUCAGGCUGUACUGAAGCGAGAGUUAGAGAAACCAUGAGAUCACUGAGAUGUCCCUCAACCCCUUUUCCUUGAGUGUGGCAUCAGGCUGGAAAGUUGACCUGAAGGAACUUUACACAUCAAAGCGAGCAGCUGUUCAUGCAGAUGGCAGAGCUCAUGGUCUCUGAUGGCUGGAAGGACGCAGGUUAUGAAUACCUCUGCAUAGAUGACUGCUGGAUGGCUCCUGAAAGGGACUCAAAGGGCCGCCUUCAGGCAGAUCCCCAGCGCUUUCCUAGUGGGAUCCAGCACCUAGCUAAUUAUGUCCACAGCAAAGGAUUGAAGCUAGGAAUUUAUGCAGAUGUUGGGAAUAAAACCUGUGCAGGUUUCCCUGGGAGUUUUGGAUACUAUGACAUUGAUGCCCAGACAUUUGCUGACUGGGGUAUAGAUCUGCUAAAAUUUGAUGGUUGUCACUGUGACAGCCUGACGUCCUUGGCAGAUGGUUAUAAGUACAUGUCCUUGGCCUUGAACAGGACUGGGAGAAGCAUUGUGUACUCCUGUGAGUGGCCUCUUUAUAUGAGACCUUUUCAGAAGCCCAAUUAUACAGAUAUCCGAUAUUAUUGCAAUCACUGGAGAAAUUAUGAUGAUGUUUAUGAUUCCUGGGAAAGCAUAAAGAAUAUCUUGACCUGGACAACAACUAACCAGAAAGAGAUUGUUGACGUCGCUGGACCAGGGGGUUGGAAUGACCCAGACAUGUUAGUGAUUGGCAACUUUGGCCUCAGUUGGGACCAGCAGGUAACUCAGAUGGCCCUCUGGGCUAUCAUGGCAGCGCCUCUACUCAUGUCCAAUGAUCUCCGACAAAUCAGUUCUCAAGUCAAAGCUCUACUUCAGAAUGAGGAUGUAAUCGCCAUCAACCAAGACCCCUUGGGCAAGCAGGGGUACUGUUUUAGAAAGGAAGACAACAUUGAGGUUUGGGAAAAACCACUCUCAAACUUAGCCUGGGCUGUAGCUGUGAGAAACCUGCAGGAAAUUGGCGGACCUCGUUCUUACACCAUCCAGGUUUCUUCUCUAGGUCAAGGAAUAGCCUGCAAUCCUGGUUGCAUCGUGACGCAGCUCCUCCCUGUGAAAGAACGGCUAGGCUUCUAUGAAUGGACUUUAACCUUAAAAACACGAAUAAAUCCCUCAGGCACUGUUCUGCUUCGGCUAGACUAUGUCUGAAGGCAGAGAUGUACAUUAAAUGGCCAGUGUUACUAAGACCAAAACACUCCCUGCCUCUUUCCUGUGAUCCCUUUAAUAAAGUAACCCAAAGUCAUGGCCUUUAAAA